AUGUCUGCUUUUUCGGAGAACCUGCGAUUCAGUAGGGAGGACCUCGAUUUCGGUUGGUCGAUCCGUUCCCUGCUUCAACCACAGUCCUUAACAUUGGCGGUAGAAUUUCCAGAUGACCUUCCCGAGAAGCUGGGGGAGGAACUCCGCCGGCUCGAGCAGUUGUUCACGGUCGACACGGCAAUGCUGAAGAAGAUUACCGACAGAUUCGGCGAAGAACUACAGGCAGGUAUGGAGGGCAAGGGCGAUAUUCCUAUGAACAUCACCUGGGUGACUUCCUCUCCGACGGGCCAUGAAACAGGCACGUACCUUACCAUCGACCUCGGUGGGACGAAUCUGCGGGUCUGCCUGAUCACUCUGACCGAUGAAAUGGGCGGACACAGCACGACACAGGAAAAGUACACGCUACCCAAGGACAUCAAGACCGGCACGGCGGACCAGCUGUUUGACCAUAUUGCCGACCAUCUCAGCGAGUUCCUGACAGAGCACGUCAAGGGUAACGAAGGCGCAUGCGACGACGGGAAGAUCCCGCUAGGCUUCACAUUCAGCUAUCCCGCCACGCAGGAGAGAAUCGACCACGGAAUCCUCCAGACGUGGACGAAAGGCUGGGACGUAAAGGACGUGGAGGGACACGACGUGACGGAGAUGUUGAACAGAGCCAUGGAGAAAAGGAACCUCCCCGUCAAGCUGAUCGCCCUGAUCAACGACACGACAGGCGCCCUCAUCGCAUCGGCAUACAACGACCCCGACACCGUCAUCGGCGCCAUCUUCGGCACAGGCUGCAACGCCGCAUACAUGGACCGCGUGUCGCAGAUUCCCAAAAUGGCGUCCCAAAAAACAGACCCCAAAACUUCCCCAAACGAGGACUCCCUCAUGGCCAUCAACUGCGAGUACGGCGCCUUUGACAACUCGCACACCGUCCUCCCACGGACGCGCUACGACGAACUCAUCGACGAGCAGAGCCCGCGACCAGGCGAACAGACGUUUGAAAAGAUGUCAGCAGGGCUCUAUCUGGGUGAACUCUUCCGACAAAUCCUCCUCGAAUUGCUCGCCAAGGGGGUCAUCUUUCAAGAUUGGUCAAAAUCGGAUUCAUCAGACUCGGACGCAAACAAGCAGAACCAGACCGGAACGCAGAGUCAAAAAGACGCCCUCUCAACGCCCUACGCCAUCGACACGGAAUUCCUCUCGACGGUCGAGAAUGACGCGACGCCAUCCCUCGAGGAGGCCAAAUCGGCCUUCCAGCGCGUCUUGGCCGGUCUUUCGCCCUCGGAUGCCGAGCUGCGGUUCUUCCGGGCCGUGGCGAAACUUAUCGCCAUCCGGGGCGCGAGGCUGUGCGCGUGUGGCGCGUCGGCGAUAUGUCGUCGCAUUGGCAGGCGCAAGGGGCACGUUGCCGCGGAUGGGAGCGUGGCUGUUAAGCAUCCCCGGUUCAAGGAGCGGUGGGAGUGCGCGGUGCGCGAGAUUCUUGAUAUGAAGAUGGGAGGGUUCGGCAGGGAAGGCGAGGGGAUCGAGUUGACGAGUGCAGAGGAUGGGAGCGGUGUCGGGGCCGCUGUCAUCUGUGCUUUGGCGAUGGGUAGGACGCGGGAGGAGACAGGGACGGCCGAAAAGUAA
Cladophialophora yegresii CBS 114405 is the source of this 1605-nucleotide messenger RNA. Its product is annotated as hexokinase. Gene Ontology annotation, cellular component: mitochondrion; cytosol. NCBI's taxonomy places the organism in Eukaryota, Fungi, Ascomycota, Eurotiomycetes, Chaetothyriales, Herpotrichiellaceae. Gene Ontology annotation, molecular function: glucokinase activity; mannokinase activity; fructokinase activity. The record is from RefSeq and is a predicted model, not a curated record. Gene Ontology annotation, biological process: glucose 6-phosphate metabolic process; intracellular glucose homeostasis; glycolytic process. The transcript is spliced from 4 exons. The coding region runs from base 1 to 1605 and encodes 534 amino acids.